This is a messenger RNA of Folsomia candida, 1710 nucleotides long. Its product is annotated as ethylmalonyl-CoA decarboxylase-like. The transcript is spliced from 7 exons. Bases 647 to 1606 code for a protein of 319 amino acids. Lineage: Eukaryota; Metazoa; Arthropoda; Collembola; Entomobryomorpha; Isotomidae. Gene Ontology annotation, molecular function: enoyl-CoA hydratase activity; tRNA binding. Gene Ontology annotation, biological process: tRNA N1-guanine methylation; fatty acid beta-oxidation. Gene Ontology annotation, cellular component: nucleus; cytosol; nucleoplasm. The record is from RefSeq and is a predicted model, not a curated record.
UGGAGAGAGACCACAUUUUUUAAAUGUUCUGCAUCGACACCUUCCUUAUUAUUCACGUUGCGGGCGAUGGAGCCUUUGAACACAUUUGAUAUUCCGGACUGGGUCAGCUCCUUGCAAAAGCAGACAAGUGAGACUGCGGCAAUCGUUGUUUUCACAACACAUGUAGUUUUCGCCACAUUGUGAUUUUACCUUUUCAAUUAAUUCUGACGACAAAGACGGUGCAAAUUCUUCUUUCGGAUUCCUCGCAGCCUCAGAUUGGAAAACGUCGUCAAACUCGUCCUCGUCGCUGAAAAACUGGUCACCCUCAAGAAGACUCUUUUUCCCUUUGCCCUUAGAAUACCCUUCCAACCUUCGGGGACGGAAUCCGCGCAUCAUCGUGGCGAUGUUGUUUGGUCAGGUUUGGUGAGAAUUUAACGAAGGAAUCAAUAAACAGCAAGUAACCCGAGUGAUGAUCAUCAGCAGUAGUUAUUAUUGCUAAAAUUACCAAGUAGGGACUGAUUCUUGAAAAUUGUUUGACAUUAUUUUGGAGUGGCACAAGACCAAGGACUGGGUGAAAGCGAUUACUGCUGGAUUACCUGAGAGGGCUGGUUUUGUUGCAAAAUCAACAUAAAAAGUCUCGGAAAAAACUAAUCAAGAUUCUCUAAACAUGAUGAACACUAUGCUACUGUCUCGUACCAGAUAUUUGUUGAUAUCCGCGGCCUCUACAUUACAAAAUUUACGUUAUGAAAGUACCCUUGUUAAAACAAAAACAUUUUCUACCAGUGUAAUAAAUAAUAUCAAAAUGAGUGCAAGUUGUGCGAAUCACUUUAAACAUUUUCCUGUGAAUUUUGAAGCCAUACGAAAAGAGUUUCGAGGUCUAACAGGUGGCAAAGUUGUUCUUACCAAAAACAAUGAAAGUGGGGUUGCCUACAUCUGUUUGGAACAUGCGGAAAAGAAGAAUGGUUUCAGUGGAAGCAUGAUGGUUGACUUGAGCGAGAUUGUAAGUGAUCUUGAAACAUGGGACGCUGGAAAAGCUGUUGUACUUCAUGCUAAUGGGGAUACGUUCUGUUCUGGGGGAUAUCUGGACACUGUUAAGAAAAUCUGUAAUCACAAAGACGGUUAUAAGAUGUCAUCUCUUAUGCAGGACAGUUUGGCUCGCCUUGGAAAACUACCCUUGGUCUCGGUUUCGGUGGUGCAUGGACCGGCAAUUGGCGGUGGAGCUGAACUAAUGUUAUCCACGGACUUUCGUCUAUUCACACCAUCAGCCCAUUGCAAAUUUGUUGAAGCGAAAAUGGGCGUCGGCACCGGAUGGGGCGGUGGAACGCUUCUUCAAAGACUUGUUGGUUCCUCAAAAGCUUUGCAAUUACUGUUAAGCUGCAAAAGCGUCAGUUCUACAGACGCCAUAAGGAUGGGACUAGCUGAUCACAUUGUUAGCGAAGAAAAUCAUUUGCAAGAUUCGACAAAAUGGAUUCUUGAUUUAGUUGGAGGCCAUGAUUAUUCAGUCGUGCGUGCUGUUAAGCAAAUUGUCUCUUGUGAUAACUUUGAAGAGGAAAAAAGAAUUUUUGCCGGCACCUGGGGUGGAGAAGCACAAAGUAUCGCUUUAAGUAGGAAUAUAAAACAUAAGUAGUAAAUCAAUUGUAAUACCAAGUGCCAAAUAUCUAUACAUGCUAUAUAACACUAUUUUUAUAUAGUCAUUCUUAAUAAAGUAGAAAUCUCAACAUUCAAAAGCCA